CUGUGCUGGAUAGCUUUGAAUGGGGAGUACUAAAUUGAGACGGUGGAGUAUGAAAUGCGAUGAACCACAUCCGCGUUUCUCUCGCGAAAGGAGCUCGAUGUAAGUGCCGGAUAAGCGCGCCGUUCUAAUUGUCCCUACUCGCUCACCGUCGUUGGCAGCAUAUUUUCACAUGACUUCGCUUGUGAUCCGCAUUACUUAACUACUCGGCUUUAAGUCUGCGGAUGACGGAAAAGAACGGGGAAAUGGAUGAAAGAGAUCGUUUUUAAAUUUCAUGCGACGAAGAGUUUUGGAAAAAAACAACCGCAUUUAUAUUUCUGUCUGAAACGUGUUCGUUUCCUGUUAAUACCGCGAAUCGUUUGGUCACAAAAAGCUGUGGUACGACUAUGGCCGUCUUGACAAGAUCGUAGGGAUGGCAGAUGGGGGAGAUGGCGCGGAGCAAAGCAGGACUGCCUGUAAACCAAUGAGAGUGACUUCUUCCUGUCCAUGAUGGCCGAGUCCACCGCACUCGAGCCCAGGUGGUGCACUUAUUUCUUUCUGUAUGAUGAGUCAAAGGUCACAGAAGAAGGUGACCCUACCAGAGCUGGCAUCUGCUACUUCUACCCAGAGGAGACGCCACUAGACCAGCAGGAGCUGCUGUGUGGGCAGCUGGCUGGUGUCUGCAGGUGUAUCCGUGAGAUGUCCCGCUCACCUGCAAGGUUGGUCCGCCUGCGCAGGCGUAAGUUCGCCAUCCACAUGCGAGGAGACUUCCUGUGGGCGCUGGGCUGUACCCUGGAUAUUCCAGAUGUCAGCGCCUGGGCUUUUCUGGAUCAUCUCAUCGGCCUUUUCCGUUUCUACAAUGGCUCCAUACGGCAGAGCUACCAGCUACGCAGUAAGGAAGAGCUGGCGUCGCAGUGGUCGCAUUACCUGGAUCACUUGCAGGGUGGCGCCAGCGAGCUCCACCACAUCUUCAGCGCCUUGCACACCAUUGAUUCGACACAUAUCGACCCUCUGCUUCUCCUCAAGGCUGCUCUCAUUCUGCAGGCCUGCCAACGCUGCCCCUUAGUGGUCGCUGGCUGCAUCUCAUACCAUGGCAGGGUGGUCAGCACGCAGAUGCCCCCUGAGCUCACAGCUAUGGUGGUUUGUCAGCGGGACCAUCAGAACCUGGACUUUACACCUGUGGUCAAUGGGCUCGGUUCUGGUGGCCCCCAAACUCCAUCUGCCAGUGUGAAUUCCACAGCUGUGUUCCUGUCCCCCGCUGAGCUCCAUGUUCUACGGCACCCCCCGGUGGACCGGGUACACAGGUCUGUCAGCCCCCUCCAGCAGACCACCUGCACCGGCAAGCCCCGCCUCCUAUCCCGCACCCUGUCCGACAUACCUGAGCCCACAGGCUUAGUGGCUCCCAGAGCGUCUUAUCAGGCAAUGCCCUGCUCCACCGACUCCUCCCUGUCUGACGAGGGCGGCUCUGCUCCCAGAGUCUCACCAGAGCCCGCCCGUCAUCACUUCCCCAGCCCCGCCUCUUGGUCUGAGGGCCAGGCCCUUCCUCACUUUCUGGCCAAUCAAGAGCCCCAUCACGCAGGAUCGCCCAAUGGGCUGCCAUUUCCCAGACCCGAAGAUCUGAGGAAUGAAGGAGACGUCCAAGGACAUACAUACAAGGAUAGCAUGAGCUGUGAGAAAAAGGGUGAAGGGGCCGCAGAGAAAGGGGGCUUGGGGAACCAGCUGGAGAAGCUCAGUGGUGUGGAGGACAGGGAUGGCACGAGGGGGACAAAGGAGUCGGGCAAGGGCAAUCAGGAGGAUUACCACACAACCGUGACCUCUGAGCCAGUGAAGGAAGAGCUCCCCCUGGUGGCCAUGGCCCUGUAUCGUCACAGGGUCCAAGGACUGGUCCUGGCACUGCUGGUGGAGCCACACUUUCAGAACGAUGCCGUUGCCAUGGAGGAGGUGUACCACAGCAGCCUGGCGUCUCUGAACGGCCUGGAGGCUCACCUGUGCAGCACCCCCCUGGAGCCCUCCAGUGCACAGGGCUGCCCGUACACGUUCGUGUACUAUGACCGCCUGCAGAACACGCUUGCAACCAACCUGCCCUUCGCGGGCCCUUCGGUCCCAGCGGGGGAAGCCCAGGGCACCGUGCUUGUGAAAGCUGCAGCCAUCCUUCACACACACUUCUCCCAGGAUGCCAUGCUGCAGGAGGUCAUCCUCAGGAACGCUGGAUCAGCUGUGUACGGAACUUGCAAUUCAGCCCAGGAGACCUAUUUUCUUCAGCAGGGGGCAACAGUGAGGAACUCUGGGGUUCCCAACCCACAGGACAGUGCCUUCUCCUUACCCACCAAGGCCAGACACAAGCUGCUGAAGCAUGGGCUCAACCUGCUGUGACCGUCUCCCUGCAAUGCCUAUUCACAAUAGCAAUAAUAAUAAUAGUAGUAAUACACCUGUGGCCUGUACUAUGGAACGGGGUUACUGGCUUAUCGGGGUAACGUCGGAUUUAAGGUACCACAGUCUAAAUGGGCUUCAUAUUCGUUCACUUACAUUCUGCACAGACUACCUUAAAUCCGACAAGUUACCCCAAUAAGCCAGUAACCCUGCUUCGUAGUACAGGCCACUGUUCACCUCCAUGAUCAAAUCCACCUCUUUGGUCUAUGAUCAAACCCACUUCCUCUGUCUGUGAUGAAAUCCACUUCCUCUGUCUGUGAUCAAAUCCUCCUCCUUGGUCUGUGAUCAAACCCACUUCCUCUGUCUGUGAUGAAAUCCUCCUCCUCGGUCUGUGAUGAAAUCCACUUCCUCUGUCUGUGAUCAAAUCCUCCUCCUUGGUCUGUGAUCAAAUCCACUUCCUCUUUCUGUGAUGAAAUCCUCCUCCUCUGUCUGUGAUCAAAUCCACUUCCUCGGUCCGUGAUCAAAUCCACCUCUUCAGUCUAUACAACUGUUCACCUCCUGGGUCUACGAUCAAAACCACCUCAGUCUUUACACUGUUCACUCCUUCAGUCUAUGACCAAAUCCCCUUCCUUGGUCUAUACACCCUCAGUCUGUACUCAGACCUUUUCACUGUCAAUCACCACUGUAGCCUGCACACACGCACAAACAUUAAUCCAUACAUACAUUUCGCUCUGGCUGUCCUUGUUCACCUGCUACAUAGAGAGAGACACAGCACGCUGAUGUUUAUAUCAUGUGAGUAUUUAUGUGAAGCUGCAGAUGAAGUAGCUGAUUGGUUGAUCAGGUAAAGCCUCAGUAAUUUUAUGCUCUGCUGUGGAAGGACAAUGGCACAUAUACUUACGCUGAAUCAUCUCUGUAAACUAAUGACCUGUAUGAAUAAUCAGCGGUGGAAAACGGCAAACUCUGUAAAUGCCCUCAGAUAAAUGGCAGGAGAGCCGGAGACAGGAAGACUCGUGCCAAUGAGGUGAAACAGAAAUAACACAGUUUUCCCAAAUCCAGGCCAAAAAAGCCUCAGAUCUCAGCCAUUGGGUUUCAUCUGACUUCAUCUUGCCUGAACUGAAAAAUUUGUGGCCUCCGUUCAGAGGUCUCACCCUAAUAUAUUUAAUCCAGCCUUUUCCCAAUUAUUGCAGCUUUGAAGGUCUAUACUUGGCUGUGGUGUUCCAUGGUCAUUAGAAAACAUUAGCAACAUGUAUUACAGUUUAUCAGUACAUGGAAAAGUCAAUAGUACAGUGACCUAACGUGUUGUAAAGACAUUUAUUACAGCUGCAUAUCAAUAGCUGAAAUGUCUCUGAGUAAUAUUUUUAAAACAAAAAGGAGAUGAAAAGUAUCUAAAAUAGACUAUAGCUAAGUGGAAGUUACCUACCAACAGAGCAAGCCAGAUAAGUUUGUAUGGUUGCUGUAAAACCGUGCCAAUAAUUGGGCUGUGAUUAUUGCGCACGUGCAUAUUGUGCAGUCUCCAUUUUUAUUCAGUCACUUGAAGUGACUGGGCCCCUGUUUUAACACUCCUUUGUCAAUAUUAGAUGUAUUUAAAAGCAGCUUUAUGUUCGCUCUUUAAAUCUGGCCUUCCAAAGCUGUGUGUCAUUCCCUCUGUGUGCUGCAAAUAAAGACAGCAUUGUCACAUCUUC
Messenger RNA from Brienomyrus brachyistius, 4028 nucleotides. It is a transcript of the gene hps4, whose product is annotated as HPS4 biogenesis of lysosomal organelles complex 3 subunit 2. Gene Ontology annotation, biological process: vesicle-mediated transport. Lineage: Eukaryota; Metazoa; Chordata; Actinopteri; Osteoglossiformes; Mormyridae. The coding region runs from base 484 to 2349 and encodes 621 amino acids. The record is from RefSeq and is a predicted model, not a curated record. The transcript has 13 exons.